Acyrthosiphon pisum (pea aphid) is the source of this 4829-nucleotide messenger RNA. Its product is annotated as ATP-dependent RNA helicase A-like. The record is from RefSeq and is a predicted model, not a curated record. The transcript has 28 exons. The coding region runs from base 479 to 4759 and encodes 1426 amino acids. Gene Ontology annotation, cellular component: ribonucleoprotein complex; nucleolus; intracellular anatomical structure. Gene Ontology annotation, biological process: regulation of mRNA processing; positive regulation of transcription by RNA polymerase II. Gene Ontology annotation, molecular function: ATP hydrolysis activity; RNA helicase activity; 3'-5' DNA helicase activity. NCBI's taxonomy places the organism in Eukaryota, Metazoa, Arthropoda, Insecta, Hemiptera, Aphididae.
ACAACCACCGAGCGUCCGAGCGAGACGUAAUCGUUGCAAUUAUUUUAGAGUAAUUUCGCAGAUUGUUGCACGAUCCGGGUGUGUCCGCGACACUUUACUUGUUUGAUCGACGUGCGUUCGUCGCGUCCUAUCGGUUUGCGCGUCGAACGGAGCCCGUGUGUUUGGCGUUUUCAUCCCCGUCAUCUAUGCCGUAUUUGCGACACACCCUUUGACGUAACAACAAUUUACAACGUAAUUUGUGUACGUUUAAUCGAGUAACGCGCCUUGUGUUUCGUCACUUGAACGUUGGCGAUCGGCCCGAGCUGUGAAUGUCGUCGUAAUCGCUGUGUCAUCAUCAUUGGUAUACCCAUGAUAUAAACAAGCAAACCACAGGAACCAAGGAACUUUUUGAUGGCCAGAUCCUUCACAUGACGUAGCAUAGUUUUAUAGUUAUUUUACCGUAUUAUAAGGCACAACUACCUAAAAAACACAUUUCAGAAUGGCUAAUCCAAAAGCUUAUCUACAUGAAUGGUGUGCAAAGAAUAACUUGGAACUACAGUUUGAAACCAAGCAAGCCGGUUCAAAUUGUAAACCACGGUUAUUUAUAUGUGAAGUUACUGUAACUGGACAUAAUUACAUAGGUGUAGGAAAUUCAACUAAUAAAAAAUUAGCUCAAGCAAAUGCAUCAAAAGACUAUCUUUUAUACUUGACAAAAGAGGGAUUGAUAUCUAUUGAUACUUAUUUUUUACCAUCUAAUUGUAUUUCUGGUCCUGCUUCAAAUGGUUUAAUGGUUAAUGCAUCUCAACAAUUAAUGAAUAAUGUGCCACCAAAAUCUGAGUAUGAAGAAGAAACUUCCAAUAUACUUGGUGAAGCUUAUCGACCAAAUGAGAAGACAAAUUUUCAGUUAAAUGAUUUUUUGAAUGACGAAAAUAAUGUUGAAGAGGCAGAAGGUUUAAAUCUGCAUGCUGCUGUAUGUGGUGACUGGACAAUUGAUAAUGCCAAAUCACAUUUAAAUCAAUUUAUUCAAUCUAAUAAGUUAAAAAACAUUGAUUACAAAUAUAGUUGUAAUCCAAAAACUUUUUUACAUGAAUGGUGUGAAAAGAAUAACUUGGAACCACAAUUUAAAACCAAGCAAGCCGGUUCAAAUCGUAAACCACGAUUUAUAUGUGAAGUUAUUAUAACUGGACAUGAUUACAUAGGUAUUGGAAAUUCAGCUAAUAUAAAAUAUGCUCAAGAAAAUGCAUCAAAAGACUUUCUCUUAUACUUGACGAGAAAGGGAUUGGUAUCUACUGAUUCGUUAGCAUCUAAUUGUAUUUCUGGUCCUGCUUCAAAUGAUUUAAUGGUUAAUGCAUCCCAAAAAUUAAUGAAUGUGCCCCCAAAAUCUGUUUAUCAAGACCACGAAACUCCCAAAAUGCUCGGUGAAUCUUAUCGACCAGUUGGGAAGGCAAAUUUUCAGUUUAAUGAUUUUUUGAAUGACGAAAAUAAUGUUGAAGAGGCAGAACAUUUAGAUGUGAAUGCCGCUGUACAUGGUGGUUGGACAAUUGAUAACGCCAAAUCACGUUUAAAUCAAUUUAUUCAAUCUAAUAAGUUAAAAAACACUGAUUACAAAUAUAGUUUUAUAGGGAAGAGUCAUGUUGCUGAACUGUCAAUAUAUAUAGCUAAACUGGGAAGAAAUGUAACUGCUCGUGAAAGUGGUUUAAACAAACGAUCAGCAUCCACAAGUUGUGCACUUUCUUUUAUUCGUCAACUAUACCAUUUAGGUGUUAUUGAACCAUUUUCAGGAUCUUUGAAAAAAUCUAUUUUAAACACAGUAAAACCAUAUGAAGUUAAUGUCGAUCCUUUAAUAUUAAACAAAGUAUAUAAUAUACUGCAAGAGUUUAAUAUUGAACCUGUGAUUAAGAAUGAUACUAUUAUUGAACCAGAAACCACAAUUUCAUUAAUUUCUAAUCAAAAACUUGCGGAGUUUAAAGAGUUGAAACCAAUAAAAUUAUCAAGAGCUAUUCUAUGGUCACCACCUCAACCAAAUUGGAAUCCUUGGUUGGCCAUAAAUAUUGAUGAAGGUCCUUUAGCUACUGCUACUUUAGAUCAAUUAAGUGAAGAACUAGCUAAAGAUUAUACUAAGAAAUUAAAUUCCUCAAAAGGUUUUAAAGAAAGUAUUGAAAUGCGUAGCCAACUUCCAGUAUUUAAUAAAAAAAAUGAAAUAUUAGAUAUAAUAAGAAAAAACUCAAUAGUUAUUAUUCAAGGUAGUACUGGUUGUGGUAAAACUACUCAGGUUUGUCAAUUUAUACUUGAUGAGUACCUGAAAAAUGACCAAGGAGCUUACUGCAAUAUAAUUUGUACGCAACCAAGAAAGAUAUCAGCCAUCUCUAUUGCUGAUAGAGUGGCUUUUGAAAGAAAAGAAGAUAUAGGUUUAAGUGUUGGUUAUAGUGUUAGAUUUGAUAGCAUAUUUCCUAGAUCUACUGGGGCAAUUUUGUUUUGUACAGUUGGUGUAUUAUUACGUAAAUUGGAAAAUGGUAUGCGUGGUAUAUCACAUGUAAUUGUUGAUGAAAUACACGAGCGUGGUGUAAAUAGUGAUUUCCUCAUGGUUGUACUCAAAGAUAUGGUAUAUAACUAUCCUGACCUAAGAGUUAUUUUUAUGUCGGCGACCAUUAAUACUGCUAUGUUUUCUAAAUACUUUAAUUGUUGUCCUGUCAUUGAUAUUAAAGGGAGAUGCUAUCCUGUGAAAGAAUAUUUUCUCGAAGACAUUGUUCAAGUGUUAAACUAUCAGCCAACUCCAGAUAUCAAAAAACGUAUGAAUAAAGAUUACGAUGAUGAAUAUGUCAUUGAUGCACAAGAUCAUGAGGAAAAUUGUAAUUUACUUGUAUCUGAUGACUAUCCCCCUGAAGUUAAAUCUAAAGUGGCCUUGAUUAGUGAAAAAUAUGUUGAUUUUGAAAUUAUUGAAGCAUUAUUAACGCACAUUGAAAUAAAGAUGAAUAUUCCUGGAGCAGUUCUAAUAUUUUUACCCGGUUGGACUUUAAUUUCUGCACUCCAAAAAUAUUUAACUGAGAAACAAUUUUUCGCAUCUUCAAAAUUUUGUGUACUACCACUCCAUUCACAACUUCCGUGUGCAGAUCAACGUAGAGUUUUUGAACCCGUACCGUCUGGAGUACGAAAGGUGAUUUUAUCUACAAAUAUAGCCGAAACAUCAAUAACUAUUGAUGAUGUAGUAUUUGUAAUUAAUUAUGGCAAAGCCAAGAUAAAAUUCUUUACUUCACAUAAUAAUAUGACUCAUUAUGCAACGGUUUGGGCGUCUAAAACAAACAUGCAGCAAAGAAAAGGUAGAGCGGGCCGCGUUAGUGAUGGUUUCUGUUUUCACUUAUGCACAAAGGCACGUUAUGAUAAAAUGGAUGAUCACGUAACACCAGAAAUGUUCCGUUCACCUUUACAUGAAAUAGCUUUAUCUAUUAAAUUGUUAAGACUUGGAGAUAUUGGACAAUUUCUUAGCAAGGCUAUUGAACCUCCACCUAUUGACGCUGUAAAUGAAGCCCUAGUGAUGCUCAAAGAGAUGAAAUGUCUUGGAAUAAAUGAAGAGUUAACGCCACUUGGUCGUAUUUUAGCAAAAUUACCAGUCGAGCCUCAGAUUGGUCGCAUGAUGGUGUUGGGAAAUAUCUUAAUGUUAGGGGAUGCUUUUGCUAUUAUAGCUGCUAUAUGUUCAAACAUGACGGAUAUAUUUGUAUUCGAUCAUAGAAUGACACCAGCACAGCGUGCUUUCUCUGGUAACCGUUGUUCUGAUCAUUUGGCUCUACUAAAUGCUUUUCAACAAUGGCAAUCUUUGGACUAUUGUAAUAUUAAUCCAACAGAAUACUGUGAACGUAAAAUGUUGUCGGAACCAUCAUUGACUACAACAGCAGAUGCUAUGGAACAACUGAAAGAUCUAUUUAUCAAAAUUGGAUUUCCUGAAAUAUGUUUUGAAAAGCAGAGAUUUGAUUUUGGAGUUGAAAUGCACGAUGAUCCAUUAUUAGAUGUAGUAUCUGCCAUUUUAACAAUGGGAUUUUAUCCUAAUGUGUGUUAUCACAAAGUGAAACGGAAGGUAUACACAACAGAAGGAAAGUUUGCACUUAUUCAUAAGACAUCUGUUAAUUGUAAUAAUACCAUGGACGGUUCUUUCCAAUCGCCAUUUUUUGUGUUUGCAGAGAAAGUACGUACUACAGCUGUAUCUUGCAAGCAAAUGACGAUGGUAACUCCUAUUCAUCUUCUAUUGUUUGGUGCUCGCAAAAUUGAAUAUACUAAAGAAUUAGUCCAAUUAGAUAAUUGGAUAAAUUUAAAAAUGGAUGUAACAGCUGCUUCUGCAAUUGUAGCUUUAAGACCAGCUAUUGAAAGUUUAAUUGUACAUGCAUCUGAAGAACCAGGAUCCAUUGCAAUGUUAAGUGAAACAGAUAUUAAACUUAUAAAUGUUCUAAAAGAACUAUGUAAUUUUAACUGUGGCAGAUACAAUCUUUCUCCAAUAACGUUUGUUCAAGGCGAUAGACCAAAUUAUAGAAGACCGUUUAACCAAACAUUUAAUGAGAGUGGUGAUGCUUCAGAUAAUAAAGUUCAACAUAUUAAUCAUUCUCACUCUAGUUAUAAUAGUUUUCAAAGAGGUGGUAGAGGAAGGUAUAAUGAAGGAAUAGGUUACCGUGGAAAUUCUUCGUCACUUUGUGAUGAAUAUAAUCAAAGAACUUAUCAUGAUGGUGGUCGCUCUGUAAGAGAACAAGGUUUCACAGGUUAUCGCAGUGAAAAUGGAUUUAAAAGAUGUUUCUGAACCUGAUUGCUGUACAACAAAUGUUUUUAUUUAUCUAUAUCAUUAUAAUGCCCGUUUUUCGAAGGCAAUG